UACACCGUUACAGUACCGGCUAGGUUAAGGGCAAAGAGCCAAAGAGGCUUUUUUACGAGUCUUGGCCUGGAAUUUUGGGCUCCAUCUCUCUUCCAAUUGGUUGGUAGCCUGGUAGCCUGGUACUCAGCUUGGCCGUAUUGAAAGUGAGAAACUUUUGAAGUGAUGGGGAAAUGGCCAUUUGCCGGACCUUGCUCAGUUAUUCCCAGCUCCAUCGCCCUCCUCGGCAUCAGAUGCUCUCCACCAUAGUACCCACUUUGUCAUUCUCAAACUACCCUCCUAAGUUGCACGAAUUCACCAAAUUGCCACCUCUCUAUACCUCUUUGAAGCGCUCAACCGGACCAUUAGAGCUCAGAACUUUAUCAGCAUCUUCGUCGUCGUCGUCGUCGUCAUCAUCAUCCAUGGAGUCUCCCCCUGAAGGUUACAGAAGAAACGUGGGUAUCUGUCUCAUCAACCCAUCUAAGAAGAUAUUUGCUGCUUCAAGACUGGACGUACCGGAUUCUUGGCAGAUGCCGCAGGGUGGCAUUGACGAGAAUGAAGAUCCAAAAGCUGCUGCUCUCAGAGAACUAAAAGAAGAGACUGGAGUCAGCUCCGCAGAGAUUCUUGCUGAGGCACCACAUUGGUUGACAUAUGACUUCCCACCACAAGUUAGGGAAAAGCUUAAUCAACAAUGGGGAACUGACUGGAAAGGUCAAGCACAAAAAUGGUUUCUGCUCAAGUUCACUGGGAAGGAAGAGGAGGAGAUCAAUCUGCUGGGUGACGGCAGUGAGAAACCCGAGUUCGGGGAAUGGUCAUGGAUGUCAGCUGAAGAAGUAAUCGAUCGUGCAGUAGAUUUCAAGAAGCCUGUCUACAAGGAAGUGUUCGGAGCCUUCCACCCUCAUCUUCAGUAAAUACAAGAAGAGGAGCUUUUGGCUUGGCAACUAUGUUCGAGAUUCAUCAGAAACUUGCAUACAUUUCCUUGUAAUGAUCUGCACCUCCAUUCUCCCGGAGAUGGAUCAUGACGAUAAAAAAUUGGUGUAUGCAUCGUGCCUUGAAAUCGGUCGACAUGUUUAAAUAAAUUACUUAUUACUUGAGACCUUGAUUGAACACUAUAUACCAUAUUAUGUUGCUAUAAAUUUUUAUUGAUAUUUAAUUAUUUAUACUCUAAUUAGGUCGACUUAUGAAAGAGUUUGAUCGACAGUUAUAAAUAUAAACUACACAAAGUAUGGCAAAGGCUAGCGUACGUCAGUCGUACGUUGUACGCCUGUGUUCACACUAGGUUUUUAGUUUUUACGCUUCAAUAUAUUUCGUCGAAUCAGAAUCAUUGAUUAUUAUUUUUUAGAUUAAAUGAAUAUUGUGACUUGGGUUACAGAAUUAGGGACUAGGGUUCACCCAUUUGAGGUUAGGGUAUAAUAUCAUGUUCAAAAUUUCGGUUAAUUCGUACUCUUAAUAGUAAAACUCGACGGGCGUACAACGUACGACUGACGUACGCUAGCCUGAACCAGUAUCGACCUGAUCCAAAAACCGAUCAACUAUAUUUAUUCGACAAACUUCAAUUCCCCCUAACUUUGAAGUUUUAACAAAGUCACCAUAGAGCCUAAUCGUUAGUUUAGUGAAUGAUGAGUAACAUAGUAUUAGCCGUAUAUACUUCCCCAACUUCCUUCGGAAAAGAAUAUACUACAAAACUAGGAGUAGUGACCAUUUUGUUACGGAUCCACAAAUAUUAGUGACCAUUUUUCUUUCUCUGUGAUGUUUACACUGUGUUUGGCAACAAGGGGGUGCAAGUUCGAGGGGGGUACAAGUUGAUGGGUAAAUUGUUGGGGGUGCAACUUGGUGGAGGGUGUAAGUGGAGGGAUAAAUUGUUGUUUGGAUGAAAAAGUAGGGGGGUGCAAAUAGAGUAAAAAGUAAGUAAUUAUAUUAUUAUAAAAUAGAUUUAUCAAUUUAUAAAAUAUUAUCACAAACAUGAAAAUUCAAUAUAUAAUAAUAAAAAUAAUAAAUAAAAAUAAUUUUA
This is a messenger RNA of Linum trigynum, 1987 nucleotides long. The record is from the annotation of a GenBank genome assembly. Lineage: Eukaryota; Viridiplantae; Streptophyta; Magnoliopsida; Malpighiales; Linaceae.